CAUCCAUUAUCCAAGUUCAUCACAAUGGCUCCCGCACUCGUCGAUACAGUUGUCCACGAGCAGUCGCCCGUCAACUUCAAGUCACAAGCCGGCCAAUACAAGGAAGCUGCAUUUAGCGGACCCAAAGUGUACAGGAAAGAUCUUGAACUGAGGGGGACCGGCGAACAUGCACCCGCAAGGUAUCCCAACUACCUCCCCGUGUGGGACUUCGAGAAGAAGUACCCUCCUCUUGAGCCUUUUGAGCACUACGAGCAUGGCAAAGAUGCCGAUGCAUCGUUUCCCAACCUCUUGAAGGACGCCAAAGUUGCAGAUCUGACUGCUAACAUUGGUGCUGAGGUGACUGGCGUGCAGCUCAGCAAGCUGACUGAUGCUGGCAAGGACGAGUUGGCGCUGUUUGUCGCCCAGAAGAAGGUCGUAGCUUUCCGCGACCAAGACUUUGCGGAUGUGCCUAUCAAGGACGCACUGAACGUUGGCGGUUACUUCGGUCGACACCACAUCCACCCCACAUCUGGAGCGCCAGAAGGCUACCCUGAGGUCCAUCUCGUUCACCGAGGAGCUGAUGAUACAACUGCCCGCGACUUCUUCGAGGAGCGAACGAACUCGGUCACGUGGCACUCGGAUAUCACCUACGAGAAGCAGCCACCUGGCACCACAUUUCUGUAUUUGUUGGACGGUCCGGCUGCGGGAGGUGACACUCUCUUCGCGAACCAGGCAGCAGCGUAUAACAGACUUUCGGAUGAGUUCAAGAAGCGUCUACAUGGACUCAAGGUCGUCCACUCAGCUGUCGAGCAAGCCGACAACAGCAGGAACCGAGGGGGCGUCGUUCGUCGUGAGCCUGUUACAUCCAUCCACCCUCUUGUCCGCACACAUCCCGCCACCGGUGAGAAGGCGCUUUUCGUGAACCCUCAGUUCAGUCGUCGCAUUGUCGGCUUCAAGAAGGAGGAGAGCGACUUCCUGUUGAACUUCCUUUACGACCACAUCGCCAAGGGUCAAGACUUCCAGGCUCGCGUCAAGUGGGCGCCUGGUACCGUCGUGGUAUGGGACAACCGAGUCACAGCGCACUCAGCGUUAGUGGAUUGGGACGAUGGUGCGCGCAGGCAUUUGGCGAGAAUCACGCCGCAGGCCGAGGCACCGUAUGAGACGCCAUUCGAGGAGCGCAACAGCGGUGCUGUUGGCUUCGAGUACUAA
Macroventuria anomochaeta is the source of this 1188-nucleotide messenger RNA. RefSeq names its product TauD-domain-containing protein. The coding region runs from base 25 to 1188 and encodes 387 amino acids. Gene Ontology annotation, molecular function: 2-oxoglutarate-dependent dioxygenase activity. The transcript is spliced from 2 exons. Lineage: Eukaryota; Fungi; Ascomycota; Dothideomycetes; Pleosporales; Didymellaceae. Gene Ontology annotation, cellular component: cytoplasm. The record is from RefSeq and is a predicted model, not a curated record.